CAUGGGGGCCGGCGCCAUGCGGGUGAGGGCGGCGCACACGGCCGGCAGCGGGGCCGCGGCGCUGGCGCUGCUGCUGCACCGCACAGAUCUGCGGAAGCGAGUGGAGCGCGGGGAGCUGCUGCAGCCGCUGAGCUUCGCCUCGCUGGUCCUGUGCUCUGUCCUGCUGUACUUGAAGGUGUCUCUCAUGGAUCCGGGCUUUGUUACGCCUGAGGAGGAAGUGGAGAGUGAGGAACAAAGCAUGGUGAUCCCUCCAGUUCCCAGCCCGGUGAAGAUGCGGCGCUGCGGUUACUGCAUGGUGCAGCAACCGAUGCGAGCCAAGCACUGCCAGCUGUGCCAGCGCUGCGUCCGGCGCUACGACCAUCACUGCCCCUGGAUUGAGAACUGUGUUGGAGAGAAGAAUCAUCCCCUUUUCAUAGUCUACUUGAGUGUGCAGCUUGUUGUUCUGCUGUGGGGAGGUCACGUUGCUUGGUCAGGCCUCUACUUUGAACAGUCCUGGGACUGGCUGCAGCACAACAUCUUCCUCCUCAUAUCCUUCCUCCUGAUCAUCAUAUUCACCAUUGUUGUCCUGCUGCUGCUUGUGUCCCACCUCUACCUGAUCUCCUGCAACACUACCACCUGGGAGUUCAUGUCACAUCAUCGCAUCUCCUACCUGCGACACUCUGACACAGAGAAUCCCUUUGACCAAGGGAUAAUCCUCAAUCUCUGGAGAUUCUUCUGUUCAUGCCACCUCACUGCAUGGGAGAAAAUCUACUUUCACAGGAGCAAUGAGCCUGUCUAGUCACAGGAGCACCUACCUGGUAGAGUGUCAAGACAGCUGCAGGUUGCUGGGUAAAGCUUUGCUAAUGCAAUUGCUGCCAUUUCCUUGCAUGGAACUUUAGUACAAUCAUGGACCAUGCAGCCUGUUCCACCUGCAAAUGACAUUUGAAGGAUAGUCAGGGUUAAAGUGAGACACUGGUUCUGGAAGGCCAGCAGAGCAGAGCUCUGGCCUGAGCAAAGGUACCUCUCUAAAUUUAACUGUAUCCACAUCUCCAGCAGUGAUGCCAAAGCAGUGUAAGCAUCCACGUUCACUUGUCUUCCCCGGAGUUUCCCCUCUUCUUUUGCUGCUAUAAACAGCAGCUAUUACAGACAAAACUAGACAGAAUCAAUAUAAUCCCUGGGGCUUUUCUUCAACAUAGUUCUCACUGUGAGAACAGCAGUGCCUUUUGUCAGUGGGGCACAUCAUAGAAAUACAUCUGAGUGAAUAUCUGGACAAUCAAAAGCAAAUUUCAUUUUGACCACAUGCCUCGAUGUAUUUUUCACAAAGAUUUGAGGUUUAAUAGUGUUAAAGUGCAUGAGAACCAUUGGGGAGGCACCAAAUUCAGCUUAUGAGGUAAUUGGCCUGUAUGUUGUGAUGCCCUGACAACUUCCUAACAGGUUUUUUCUUAAAGUUGAUGGUGCUGUUAAUGAUUCACAGACUAUUUUGAAUCGAGUCAGCAAGGAAUGACACCAGCCACUUUGCACAGAAAAGCAAUACUUGCUACUGAAUUAUUCCUGCAGAUAACUUCAUGCUCAGGCCUUUAUUGUAGCUGGUGGGGAGAGAACCAGGAGCAGAGGUCAGUACUUCUUGCCCAGCUCAAGUAACACUGUUGGUAAUGUUACUACCUCAACAUAUCAGUAAAAUGUUAGUAAAAGAACACAAAGUUGCAAUGCAAGAGGAAAGAUUCCAAGUCCUGUUUGUUUGUUUGGAUGAAGGGUGCUGACAGCUUCCUAAGAUGCAGCCAGCUUACUUGUUUGCCAUUGUAAUGAAAGUUCAUAUUUCAUGUUUCUACAAGGAACUAAAGAGAGCUUUGGGAUGACCAAUUUCAGCUUUAAAACCAGAAAAGACUGUGGUGUGGAUUGUAGUCCUGACCCUUUUCUGUUUAAAAAACAAUGACAGCACCACAACAAAACCUUAGUUAAAAUUAUUUUGUGCCUUAAUUACUUUGGCUCAGGAAUUAACACCAGCUCAAGAGGAUAUUUAGCAAGCUGGUAGGAUGCACUCGGGGUUUAAAGUUGAUGAGCACUCAUGAAAGGGACAGCUCAGUCAUUGCCACAGCACAACAGCCCAAAAGCACUUAAAGAGCAGUAGAAGGAUCCUUUUUUGGCCAACUCCAGAGUCUGUAACCCAUGUCCAGUCUGGUUUGCUCAGGGCAGAAGCUCCUAUCAGGAGAGGUAAUGGAACACUAAGAAGAAUUUCCACAACAGUGGUGCAUCACCCAGAAGGGAUUCUGCACUUUGGUUGUGUCAGUGUGGUGCCUGCUGAAGUAUGGCUCAUCUGCCACAGGGUCAUUUCUGGUUCUUCAGGUAUCAGUCAAGAAGAAUCUGUCAGCAGGUACUACACCUGAAAACACACCUUUGCUCUGCUUGGUAAUUCCUUUUAAAAUGCACUAAUUUCUAACAUGGUCAUUUACAGUCUGUUUACUGUAACUAUAAAUUAUA
Colius striatus (speckled mousebird) is the source of this 2457-nucleotide messenger RNA. It is a transcript of the gene ZDHHC12, whose product is annotated as zinc finger DHHC-type palmitoyltransferase 12. The transcript is spliced from 5 exons. The record is from RefSeq and is a predicted model, not a curated record. Gene Ontology annotation, biological process: peptidyl-L-cysteine S-palmitoylation; protein targeting to membrane. Gene Ontology annotation, cellular component: Golgi apparatus; endoplasmic reticulum. Gene Ontology annotation, molecular function: protein-cysteine S-palmitoyltransferase activity. The coding region runs from base 2 to 778 and encodes 258 amino acids. NCBI's taxonomy places the organism in Eukaryota, Metazoa, Chordata, Aves, Coliiformes, Coliidae.